Molecule: messenger RNA, 2889 nt
Organism: Fonsecaea erecta
Lineage: Eukaryota; Fungi; Ascomycota; Eurotiomycetes; Chaetothyriales; Herpotrichiellaceae
Exons: 2
Coding region: 1-2889 (962 amino acids)
Biological process (GO): regulation of transcription by RNA polymerase II; DNA-templated transcription
Cellular component (GO): chromatin
Molecular function (GO): zinc ion binding; RNA polymerase II cis-regulatory region sequence-specific DNA binding; DNA-binding transcription factor activity, RNA polymerase II-specific
Source: RefSeq, a predicted model, not a curated record
AUGUCCGAAAAUAAGCGACCGCGCCUCGAUUACCCUGCCCUCGCUCCCAGCAUCAACGACCAACCUGUGACCGACCCGUCUGCUUCAUCUGAUCAUAGACGCCGCUCGAGCUCGGGAAAGACAGAGGGGAAACGCCGUUUCGAGUGCACAUACGCUGGGUGUGGUCGAGAUUAUUCACGGGCAGAGCACCUCUAUCGCCAUCAACUCAACCAUAACCCCAAAGAGAUCUAUAAAUGUGACUAUCCGGGCUGUCUACGCACAUUUGUGCGCCAGGAUCUCUGCCUCCGCCACCGCGAGAGGCACGAGGUGAGGGGGCCGAUGCCUAAAGCUCAUGACCCUCACCGAGAGCCUCUGUCUCCGCGCUCAUCGUUCAGCGAAGAGCCUGUGAUGAGCCCGACUUCCCCUCCCUUGAAUAUCUUUGCGACACCGAAGCCAACCUCAGAUACUCUCCCGUCACCCCUGCUGAAGCGAUCGUCCUUCUCCGGCGAGCCAGCACUGAAGCCGACGGAUCUACAAGCUAUCAUUCAACAGAAUGUUCCCGAAACGAACGGGACGAGCGACCAGGCGACAUCCCAAGCUUUCCAUUCGACGGCGCCGCUACGACAUGGUCUCCACGCUAUUCUUCAUCAUCCUGUACCGACCGCUAACUUUGCCCCAACGGAUCUGUCCUCAGAUUCGUCCUUGACCGCCCGCGGACCGCAGAGUAUACCAGACAACGUCUUCGAUAAUCUUGAUCCCUCGAUCUUAAGCAAAACACGGACGCAAUCAAGCGGCUCCAGGAUUCCCACCGCGGCUGAUCCACAAAUGUCGGAUCGGUCGUCGGUCACAUACAACAUGCCUAGCUUGGGAGACCAGACGUUUAACGAUUCACCCGUCUCGGUGCGAGAUGAAUUUGCCACCUGGCUCUUUGAUGACGCCGGCGGCUUCCACGGUGCUCCGUUCUCUAUGGGUGCGCAAGGGGGCAUUGGCUUCGCUCACGGGGCCGAGAUAUUUGGUAGUGCCAUGUAUUCCAACUACUUUGCUGACCCUGCCCUGGACAACUCUUAUCCCGGUCUCAGUCAGCAGCGGCCAGAUGAAGCAGCGAGCAAGGUGCCUGAGCCCUCCGUUGAUAGCACCAUUCUGUCCCACGCCAAGCGCGCGUCGUUGAUCAGCUUGAUAGAGCGCUUCCGCGAAAUCGACAAUCCAUUGGUCCGACAGCUCAGAGAAGAGAUCUUCCAGGGCAACCCCGACGCGGAGGAGCAUGUUCUCAGCAUUCGUUCCAUGCAGCAUUAUAUUGGCUCUUACUGGUAUCACUUCCACGGUCAGAUGCCCAUCCUACAUCAACCCACUUUUUCCGCCGACGACACCCACGACUACCUCCUCCUCGCGGUCAUGGCCAUCGGUGCCGCGUUUCUCAACAAGGCUCAUGGACGAGCGGUGACCGACGCGGCUGCUCGAUUCGCCACCUUCAUCGCCUGGCAUUUGCGUUUUCAAGUUUUCAUGCACGGUGACUUCCAUCCUCCGGCAAAGUUGUGGAUCUUUCAAACGCUCUUGUUGCUCGAGGUCUACGAGAAGAUGAAUGCGACGAGAAUGCUGCAUGAGCGCUCCCACAUUCAUUAUGCCACCACCAUAACCCUCAUGCGGCGAGGAACAGCUCUGAUCGAGACGCCGAACCAGGAUUCCUCUCGGGCGCCUUGUUCUCCCGAAGAAUGGUGGGGUCGCUGGGUCACCGCCGAAGCCACUCGUCGUGCCGCCUAUGCGGCCUUCUAUCUGGACGCACUUCACGCGGCCAUGUUCGGCCACGCCGCGAUGAUGGUGGCUCAUGAAAUCCGACUCCCUCUCCCCUGCGACGACGCCCUGUGGUCCGCCACUUCCGCCGCUGAAGUUGGACGCGUUGAGGCUAGUUUGCACGCCAACGGGAUCAAGCCAACCACGUUUUUGGACGGGCUGAGAAAGACUCUGACCGGCCGGAAAGUCCGGACGAACAACUUUGGCAGAAUGAUUCUCAUGGCUGGUCUCCUGUCUGUCUCGUGGCACAUGAAUCAACGUGACCUCCAGGUGUCCAGCCUCGGGGUGUCUCAGACAAUGGGCAUCCCAGAUGGAUGGAGGACACCGGUGACGAAAGCGUUUGACUUCUGGAAGAAGGACUUUGAUGAGAGCCUCGAACACAUGCGGAAGGCGACACUCCCCUGGCAGAAGAACGACAGUGUAUCCGGCCAAGAGGACAUGGCGCAGACGGCCGAAAUACUUCACCACCUGAGCCAUAUGGCCAUGCACGCCGACGUCAUGGACUGCCAGGUGUUUGCAGGCAUCAAGCGACUCUUCGGCAGGGUUGUGACCAAUGCCGAUUACGAGAGAGUCAAAUGCAAGCUCUUCGACUGGGCAAAGGGCCCGAGUGCACGGGUUGCCGUCUACCAUGCUCUGCAGUUGCUCAGAUCCGUGAUUCUACCGGGGAAAGGCAGUUCGAGAAAGUUGUACAACGCCCGCGACGACUAUCUCAUGAUGCGACCGUGGAUCCUGUACUUUGCCGCGCUGGUGGUCUGGUCGUAUGGGUUUGCGCUCGAUGGGGUGCUCCGACCGUUUCCAAGUCUUUUGCAACCUGAUUCCUCACCGGGCGCAGCUUCGGCUCGGUCCCACGGCUCCAACCAGUCGAUGCUGAAUAUGGCCCACGAUGGCGCCGAGUUCCAGGUGGAAGCGGUGGUGAAGGACGCUCACACUUUCCUGCAGACGGUAGGAGCGGUGAAAUCACCACAGCAGCUCGAGUCGAUCAAGGAUGGUCGCAAUAAUGUCGUGGGUGUUUUGGCGAUCCUGGAGACAGCCUUUCGCGAUUCGAGGUGGGAAUUGUUGCACGAGGCGGCUGAUCUUCUUCGCAACGCUAUUGUCUUGCUUCGCGGUGCGAGCCGUCCGUGA